AUGCCGGUGUCACCUGUUAUUGAGACUGGUGCUGAGUCUCAAGACCGUGUAGCUGGGGACGACGCAUUGUCCCAGGCCAUGCUGCGAACCCUGUGGAGGGUUACUGGGGCUAAUGCUGGAUCUGGAGGCCGUGGGGAUGACACUCAACCUGACAGUCUGACGUGGGAUUUUUUUAAGACGGCCUUCCAGAAGAAGUAUGUGGUGGCCAGUUAUAUCGACACUAGGAGGCGUGAGUUCCUAAAUCUUACUCAGGGAGAUUGUUCGGUGGUCGAGUAUGAGGUCAACUUUCUGAGGCUGAGCCGUUAUGCACGAGGCAUGGUGGCGACUGAGUAUGAGCAUUGUGUUUGUUUUAAGGACAACCUUAGGGAUAACUUGAGGGUUCUGAUAGUUCCACCGAGGGAGUGUGAGUUUGCCGUGUUGGUCGAGAAGGCCAAGAUUGCAGAGGAGGUUAAGCGAGCUGAGCGCCAGAACCGUGACCGAGGGAAGGCUAAGAGGGAUGUAGAGUCUUCGAAUGCUGGGGUGAGGCCUAAGAAAAAGGCCAGGUCUGAUGGGCCCGCGAGAGUUGGGCCUACUGUUGCACCUGCUGGGGUGGCGAUUUGUCAGCUUUGUAAUAGACGCCAUCUGAGCGAGUGUUGGAGGUCUACUGGAGCUUGUUUGAGUCGCAGAGAGGGGUGCAACAGCCACCUAGGGGCCGAGGGUAGGCUAGGGGUGGUAACAGCAUGGGCCGAGGAUAGAGAGCACUGGGUAGAGGUGCUGGGCCGACUCAGGCGAGGCAGCCUGUACUUGUUUAUGCUGUACGUCGUUGUGAGGAUGGAGAUACUCUGGACGUCAUCACGGACUUUGGGAAUACCGUAUGAGGGCACUCCUAGUAAGAUUUUAGUAGUUAAUCUUUUGGGGCAGUCUGUUAGGGUUAGUAAACUGUUUAGAAACGUUUCGUUGGAAGUCCAGGGAACGAUAUUUCUGGCGGAUCUGAUGGAACUUUUGUUUGGGGAGUUCGACUUAAUUUUGGGUAUGGACUGGUUGGUGAAACAUAAUGUAAGUCUGGAUUGUGUUGAAAAGAGGGUUGUACUGAGGACCAAAGAGGAUAAUGAGAUAGUCGUGAUUGGAAAAGGAAUUACCAGAUUGCCUCCGAGCCGUGAGGUAGAAUUUGGGAUUGAGUUGAUUCCUGGUAUAGCUCCAGUGUCUAUUGCUCCUUAUCAAAUGGCACCGAAGGAGCUAGCAGAACUGAAGGCUCAGAUUCAGGAGUUGUUGGAUCGUAGUCUUCUGGCUGAGUUGCACGUUAGGCCAACGUGGCUGGGUCAGAUUAAGGAUAAGCAGUUAGGAGAUGAGUCUCUUCAGUUACGAUUUCAUCAGGUUGAGACUGGGACUACUACUGAUUUUGGGAUUAAUAGUGAUGGGGUUAUUGCUGAGCAUCAGUUAUCUUCGGGUUUGCUACAGCCAGUGAAACUACCGAUGUGGAAAUGA
Messenger RNA from Gossypium arboreum, 1464 nucleotides. RefSeq lists its product as uncharacterized. The record is from RefSeq and is a predicted model, not a curated record. The transcript has 7 exons. Lineage: Eukaryota; Viridiplantae; Streptophyta; Magnoliopsida; Malvales; Malvaceae. The coding region runs from base 1 to 1464 and encodes 487 amino acids.